AUGGGCGACGAGGAUUACAACACCUCCCUCGCCUAUGAUGACUACUCGGAUGAUUUUGACCCCAUUAUGGUCUUGGAGGAGUCUUCUCCCCUGGAAGGCAAGGUGGCCAGGAUCUUCCUGGUGGUGGUCUAUAGCAUCGUCUGCUUCCUCGGGAUCCUGGGCAACGGGCUGGUGAUCAUCAUCGCCACCUUCAAGAUGAAGAAGACGGUGAACACCAUCUGGUUCCUCAACCUGGCCGUGGCGGACUUCCUGUUCAACAUCUUCCUCCCGAUCCACAUCACCUAUGCUGCCAUGGACUACCACUGGGUCUUCGGGACAGCCAUGUGCAAGAUCAGCAACUUCCUGCUCAUCCACAACAUGUACACCAGCGUCUUCCUGCUGACCGUCAUCAGCUUCGACCGCUGCAUCUCUGUGCUCCUCCCCGUCUGGUCGCAGAACCACCGCAGCGUGCGGCUGGCCUACGUGGCCUGCAUGGUCAUCUGGGUGCUGGCUUUCUUCCUGAGCUCUCCGUCCCUGGUCUUCCGGGACACAGCCCACGUGCAUGGGAAAAUAUCCUGCUUUAACAACUUCAGCCUGUCCGCAGCCGGCUCUGCCCCGUGGCCCGCUCACACCCGCCUGGACCCCGUGGGCUUCAGCCGGCACAUGGUGGUGACCGUCACCCGCUUCCUCUGUGGAUUCCUGGUCCCCGUGCUCAUCAUCACGGCCUGCUACUUCACCAUCGUCUGCAAGCUGCGGCGCAACCGCCUGGCCAAGACCAAGAAGCCCUUCAAGAUCAUCGUGACCAUCAUCAUCACUUUCUUCCUCUGUUGGUGUCCCUACCACACGCUCUACCUGCUGGAGCUCCACCACGCCGCCGUGCCCGGCUCCGUCUUCAGCCUGGGUCUGCCCCUGGCCACGGCCAUCGCCAUCGCCAACAGCUGCAUGAACCCCAUUCUGUACGUCUUCAUGGGCCAGGACUUCAGAAAGUUCAAGGUGGCCCUCUUUUCCCGCCUGGUCAACGCUCUGAGUGAGGACACGGGCCACUCCUCCUAUCCCAGCCACAGGAGCUUUACCAAGAUGUCGUCGAUGAACGAGAGGGAGACCAGCAUGCUUUGAGGCUCAUCUGGGAGGCCCGAUGGACAGACGCUCCGGCCUUGGAGGCCCUGAGCUCUGCCUUCUCAAGACCAGGGCAGAAACCUCUUCAGGACCCACUGAUGCCCGCUGUAGUCUGCACGGGGCUGACCUGUGUUUUGAGCUGGGAGUCCAGGGCCUGGAACUCCUUUCUUUGAGUGGCCCGGUGGACAGGGCAUGCCGUG
Messenger RNA from Odobenus rosmarus divergens (Pacific walrus), 1295 nucleotides. RefSeq names its product chemokine-like receptor 1 (gene CMKLR1). Bases 1 to 1095 code for a protein of 364 amino acids. The transcript has a single exon. NCBI's taxonomy places the organism in Eukaryota, Metazoa, Chordata, Mammalia, Carnivora, Odobenidae. Gene Ontology annotation, molecular function: complement receptor activity; G protein-coupled receptor activity. The record is from RefSeq and is a predicted model, not a curated record. Gene Ontology annotation, biological process: positive regulation of macrophage chemotaxis; complement receptor mediated signaling pathway; positive regulation of cytosolic calcium ion concentration. Gene Ontology annotation, cellular component: plasma membrane.